Echinops telfairi (small Madagascar hedgehog) is the source of this 3506-nucleotide messenger RNA. It is a transcript of the gene ARL15, whose product is annotated as ADP ribosylation factor like GTPase 15. The record is from RefSeq and is a predicted model, not a curated record. Bases 70 to 684 code for a protein of 204 amino acids. Gene Ontology annotation, molecular function: GTPase activity; GTP binding. Lineage: Eukaryota; Metazoa; Chordata; Mammalia; Afrosoricida; Tenrecidae. The transcript is spliced from 5 exons.
GCUCGCUGCCCCAGUCGCUGCUUUUUUUUUUCCGGGUUCGGAGCCGUUCCGGAUGCUUUUGGCUGCCGGAUGUCUGGUCUCCGGAUCACUGAGGCGUCUCUGUACAUGGAUUAUCUGUGUUUUAGAGCACUCUGCUGCAAGGGUCCACCACCUGCACGACCAGAGUAUGACCUGGUUUGCAUAGGCCUCACGGGGUCCGGCAAGACCAGCCUGCUGUCAAAGCUGUGCAGCGAAAGUCCCGACAGCGUAGUGUCGACGACAGGUUUUAGUAUAAAAGCAGUGCCAUUCCAGAAUGCCAUCUUGAAUGUAAAAGAACUCGGAGGGGCUGAUAAUAUUCGGAAAUACUGGAGCCGCUACUACCAAGGAUCUCAAGGGGUAAUAUUUGUGUUAGACAGUGCCUCAUCAGAAGAUGAUUUAGAAACUGCUAGAAAUGAACUGCACUCAGCUCUUCAGCAUCCACAAUUAUGCACUUUACCCUUUUUAAUACUGGCCAAUCAUCAAGACAAGCCAGCGGCUCGCUCAGUACAAGAGGUCAAAAAAUAUUUUGAACUUGAGCCACUUGCACGUGGAAAACGUUGGAUUCUGCAGCCCUGCUCCCUGGACGACAUGGACACACUGAAAGACAGCUUCUCUCAGCUGAUACAUUUGUUAGAAGAGAAAGAGCAGGACGCCGUCAGAAUGUGAAGUCUGGCCAAGCCAACGGGCUUCCUCCAAAGGCCUUGGGCCUGUCGCAUUAGAUUCUCGUUUUUAUUUUAUUUUAUUUUAUUUUGGUAUCAAGACUAUCAUGGCUUCCGUCUAUUUUCUUCUCAUUAGCUCAGACUCCCAUCUCUCAAUUAAAGUGGAUAUUCUGUAAACCAGGUGAAUUAUCAUCGGCAUUAAUGUCAAGUACACACUACUGAGAGAGAAUUUAUUCUCUGUUUACCACUAAUUAUCUUCACCGCAUGUCUCUUCCUUCUGUUGUUCUAAGCGUCUCUCCUCUCCUCUGCGAAAAGGCAGGAAUUCACGGCUCUCAGAAAUUAAAUCCCUUACGAAGGCUUCCAAAAGGCUCACAAGACUUUGACUAAUUUUCCCUGGGCUCCAGCCGGGUGGCGCGUCCUGUGACGGGAGCUUCACACAACAUGUAUAUCAUUUUCAGACUCUCUUGAGGUUUCAUUAUCAUUAUUUGGUUGACUGACCUUAUAGACUGAGACAAAAAUGAGCACCAAGAAUAACCAUCAUUUAGUCACCUUACCAGCAAAGAGACUAGUCCCCGAGUGAGGCUAACGUGGAGAAUUGAGAGACAAGACACACAAUGUCUCUACUUACACCUGCAGAGAUUACUGUCUUCUGAGCGGAGACCUGUUCUGGUUUUUCUAGACGGAUUCAAGGAAACAGGGGCACAAUGCAUGCACCACUGAUUCCUAUCUGAUCAAGGCCCCAAAUAUUUUUUAAUGGAAAUAUUACUCUGCAUAAAGUCAACCUGCAACAUAGUAUAGGUACCUUUCCGCCCCCAAAUCCAAGGUGUGUGUUCGAUUCAAACAGAGGAAAUAAUAGUUAAAAGAAUGCAUGAUUUUAAAAAAGAAAGUGCAGCCAAAGUAAAUAUAGUUGUUUCAACUGGCAUGGAUUGUGACAGAGAUAUCAAAGACAGAAUCAUCUGUAUAUUUAUUCAUUAAGUGCUAAUGUAAUUUAAUGGAGUCUGUUAAUGUCUCCGUCUAGUAAUUAAAGGUCUAUCAGUAUUUCUAUUAUAAACCUCUAUUUUCAGGGGUUCCAAUGUGCCCUUAAAAGUGAACUGUGGGGACUGCAGCGAAUAAAUCAUUUUAGGGCCCAGAUCCAGUCUUUGGAGCUAAUUUUUUCCCCAUUUAGUUGAAAUGAUAAAAUUAUGUAGAGCUAAGUGCAUAGUCACAGAAAGAUUGGAGGCCUUUGACCUUUUCUAAAUCAGGAAUCAUCCCUGGAUAUUGAAGUUUGUGGAUCAAAUAUCCUUUGGUGUAUUUUGUAGACUUCCGAGCCUACAAUACUCAUUGGCCAAAUGAUAGCAUACUGCUCCCUCCAUACACCUGAGCAAUAAAAACACGGUUUCAUUUUGAGGCUGGAUAGACCGCUGCCCACAUCCCACAGACUCGCACUGCGUUCCAGGGCCGUGCAAUCCCCUGUGAUCCAGCCGUGUAGUGUGACCUCUGGCAGACCCAUACCGCCCUGACAGGGUCGUGGUUGUGGUUUAAUCUCAUCGGGUGGGCUUUAAUGAAAGCAUUACCUGGGCCACACGGAGCCCUUCUUGAAGCUUUGUAAAAAGCUUCACAGCGAUCUGUCUACCGCUUUGCCGACAGUGUCCUAGGCUCUUCCUACGCUGGGUGGUCCGUGAGCAGCACCCCAGUUUUAUCCCGAUAACCCGCCACCUGGUCCUUUUGCUUCCGUUUUGCCCUGUGGUGCUUGUUAUCUGUGAAAAGGAAAGGAUCUAGGCAUUGCUUCCCCGGCAAGUUCACGAAAUGUAGACUGUCUUUUUCAGAUACCGUGGCUGAGUGCUGCAAGCCAUCUGUUAAAUGACUCCCCGUUGUCUGUGUGUGUGUGUUCAUGUGUGCGCUGGGGAUGGGCUUCUCCUCAGACCCACGACUGUCUGCAGGGUCUCAGCCGUCAGAAGGAAAACAUUAUCAAUCAGUGCCCAACAGCAGCUGUUUGUGACAAGUUUCCGUCUGACGCCUAAUGCUUUACAACUGUCAGCAAGGUUCCUUCUUUGUCUAGCAGUUCGAAACUCUCUGCCUUGCGGCUGCCUUGCCACAGCAUCCUGUCCUGGUAACUCUGGAAUUUGCCAUGUCCGGGAAAUCCACGCAGCGGGGAGGGCCGGGAUUCUGCACGCGGGUGGGUGUGAGAGUGUGUGCGCGUGUGUGUCUUAUUCCUGUUUGCGUGUAAAGUGCCACAGGUGUCUUAGCUUACAUCUUCAAAUAUUAUAUAGGAGAAACAGUCUGUUAUGUAUUUCUAAACUUAGCUUCUUGUUCUAUUUAUGGAAGUUACUGGGUUUUGUACCUUCUUAGCUAAAGCAGUUGCCUUUUGCAAUGGCAAUUAAUUUAUAUGACAAAACUUUCUAUCUACUGUAGUUUACAGUUUUGGUUGCUAAUUAACUGCCAUAUUGCCCUGUCUUUCUAUUAAAAUGAUCCUCCCACUCCUUACUUAUCAACUCUGUUAGCCAACAUUUCAUAUCUGACAAUGGUUAAAGACACAAAGACACCCAGACCAUUUUACACAUUCAUGGUGACUAUCAACAGUAAUGGGCUCUGAGGUACACGGCAAGAGUGAGCCUGGGGCUGACAGUUAAGGACAUGUGUUAGUUUGGCUGCACCAUGCUUUUCAAUGGCUCGACCGUUAUGUAAUUAUGUAAUUGGUCACUUACAUCCAGGCAGCCCCAGUUAACCAUGUCCAGCCUAGGGACAGCUCCUACUUCCCCUUUCACGUUACAGACAUUUGCCCUCACUUUGAAACCUACUACUUACUCCAAAUUCUUCAUCACAGUCACCUUGUCUGGCACUCACACAAAC